Danio rerio (zebrafish) is the source of this 2587-nucleotide messenger RNA. The record is from RefSeq and is a predicted model, not a curated record. Lineage: Eukaryota; Metazoa; Chordata; Actinopteri; Cypriniformes; Danionidae.
UUCAACAAACUCAUGAAGAUUGGGAACCACUUGAAGGAAAGUAAAGAGUAAAUUGACAUUUUUGGCCCUUUAAGAAAAGUAGAUAAUAGCAAAAUAUAAAGUACAUAUAUAAUCCUAAUAGUGUUCUGAAUCAUGAUCAAUAACAUUGGUGUAAAAAUGUGCUUCCACAGCUUUAAUAAAUAUAAUAAAUUGUAUUAAUUCAACAAAUUUCAUUUACUGCUUUAACAGGCUGACAGAGGUUAAAUAUUAACUGCAGAGUGUCAUACAAGCAGACGUAACUGCCUUUUUAAAAACAUUUUGAUAAAACAAAGUCCCGCCUUCAUUUAGAAGCUACAAAUAUACAGAGGGCAUCAGUUGAGAAGCUCAGAGAGAAAAUGGCUGUUGUUGAGUCACUUCUGCAGUUUGCCAGCACAGGCACAUUGCUGGGUGCUUUGCUGUUGUUUCUGGUUUUGUAUUUAGUUUCAUCUGGAUCUGGAUCUCAGAAAGAAGGGAAAGAGCCACCGGGACCCAAACCACUGCCCCUGCUGGGAAACCUGCUGACACUUGACCUCACAAGAGCCUUCGACACUUUUUUUGAGCUCUCCAAAACCUAUGGAAAUAUAUUUCAAGUGUAUUUGGGGCCCAAAAAAACAGUGGUCCUAGUUGGAUACAAAACCGUCAAAGAAGCACUUGUGAACCAUGCAGAAGCAUUUGGUGAUCGAGAAAUUGGACCUAGUUUCAGGAUAAUGAAUGACGAACAUGGAAUUGUAUUUUCCAAUGGAGAGAACUGGAAAGAGAUGCGACGCUUCGCUUUAAGCAACCUGCGGGACUUUGGGAUGGGCAAAAGAGGAAGUGAAGAGAAAAUCAUCGAAGAAAUUCAUCAUCUCAAAGGAGAAUUUGAUAAGUUUGAAGGGAAGCCCUUCGACACAACAGAGCCUGUGAACUACGCUGUGUCAAACAUCAUCUCGUCUAUUGUGUACGGCAGCAGAUUUGAAUACACAGACCCUCAAUUCACAGAAAUGGUUGACAGAGCAAACGAAAAUGUUCGAGUUGGCGGAUCAAUUUCAAUGGGACUUUACAAUAUGUUUCCCUGGUUGGGUCCAUUUCUGAAAAACAAAAGGAUUGUUGUAAGAAAUAUUAUCCAAAGCAGAGCACAGAUGACAAAGUUGAUCACUGCUCUUCUGGAGACUCUGAAUCCAAAUGACCCCAGAGGCUUUGUUGACUCCUUUCUCAUCCACAAACUGAGCGAUGAGAAAUCUGGAAAAAAGAACUCAUACUUUCACAAUGAGAAUCUGAUGAUGAAUGUGGCAAAUCUGUUUGUCGCUGGUACUGACACCACAGGAACGACUCUGCGCUGGGGUCUGAUGCUCAUGGCCAAAUACCCUCAGAUACAGGAUCGAGUUCAAGAGGAGAUUGACAGAGUGAUUGGUGGACGUCAGCCGGCGGUGGAAGACAGGAAGAAAUUACCAUAUACAGAUGCUGUCAUUCACGAAAUUCAGAGAUUUGCCAACAUUGUACCACUGAAUCUUCCACACACAACUAGCUGCGACAUUACCUUCAAUGGGUACUUCAUCAAGAAGGGGACCACUGUUAUUCCUCUGCUGACGUCUGUUCUGAAGGAUGAAAGUGAAUGGGAGAAACCAAACAGCUUUUACCCAGAACACUUCCUUGAUGAGAAGGGCCAGUUCGUCAAGAGAGAUGCUUUCAUGCCCUUUUCUGCAGGGCGGAGGAUUUGUCUGGGAGAGAGUUUAGCCAGGAUGGAGCUCUUCCUGUUCUUCACAUCUCUCCUUCAGAGCUACCGCUUCACAACUCCACCUGGAGUGUCUGAAGAUGAACUGGAUCUCAAAGGAAUUGUUGGAAUCACGUUGAAUCCGUCUCCACACAAGCUGUGUGCAAUCAGACGCUAAUGAUCCAAGAAAAUAUCAGCAGAAGAAAACAAGUACAUAUGAGAUAUGCAAGUCCUCCACUUAUUUUUCUUUUACCGUUGGUCUCCCAAAAUGGCUCACCGUCCUGAACCACAUGAUGACAAGGUAAAAAUGAAACUCUUAAUGAGCUACUGGUUUAACACUGCAGCUACAUUGAGCCAACUCAACAUUCAGUUCCCCUCCUGCAUUCAUCCAAGACCCAGUCGGCAAACUUCAUGCAUGACUGUGAUGUAGCAAACCCAGAGCGUGUCCAUUGAUGAAUCCGUCACACAGAAAAACUUGAAAACAAUAAAACGAUGUAAUGGCAGACCACAGUCCUGAUCGAAACCUGAUUGAAAAUCCCUGAUAACAAAUUUAUGACUGAAGAGCUGAUCAGGAUCACAGCAAAGCAGAGAGAAAGAGUAGUGCAGAGCUGAAAGGCUAGUGAUGUCUUAUGAGAGAGUAGGGAUGGUUUUCGAGAGUAGUGAUAUGGUGAAUGAUUUGCUAAAGUGAUUAAAAAGAAGGACCUGUUUACUCCCUACUCAUUUUUGACAACUGUGACCUUUGGAAAAUGUUAUAUAAUCUUACUUUGUGCUAUAGCUUUUGUGUAAGUUUGACCAUUGUGUUAUGUUUGUUGAAAAAUGUACUGUGGUCAUUAUCUAAAACACUGUCAACAAUAAAGACUACAUUAUUGAAGAACAUAA